This is a messenger RNA of Spathaspora passalidarum NRRL Y-27907, 1143 nucleotides long. RefSeq names its product ketoreductase. NCBI's taxonomy places the organism in Eukaryota, Fungi, Ascomycota, Pichiomycetes, Serinales, Debaryomycetaceae. Gene Ontology annotation, molecular function: ketoreductase activity. Gene Ontology annotation, biological process: fatty acid elongation. Gene Ontology annotation, cellular component: endoplasmic reticulum. The transcript has a single exon. Bases 22 to 1062 code for a protein of 346 amino acids. The record is from RefSeq and is a predicted model, not a curated record.
AUAUAGGGAUAUUUUCCAACCAUGUCAGUUGAAGACUUAUUAUCCUCCCUUUCAGGGAAUCGCGUAGUAUACUAUGCACUUUAUGGUGCAUUGCUCUUUGGAGUCCUCAAAUUGACCAUAUUAGGGUUAAGCUUUGGUUCUAUGAUUUUUGGCUUAUUUAUUUUACCCCCUGUUAAUUUCAAAAAGUAUGGUGCUAAACAAGGUAAAUGGGCAGUUGUAACUGGAGCCUCUGAUGGAAUUGGUAAAGAAUAUGCAUUUCAAUUAGCAAAGAAAGGAUUAAACAUUGUGUUGGUCUCUAGAACUCAAUCCAAAUUAGAAUUGAUUGCUACUGAAAUUGAAUCUAAAUAUAAGGUCCAAACUAAGAUUGUUGCAUUUGAUGCUUCCACCGAUGAUGAUGCAAACUAUAUUUCUCUUAGAAACGUUGUUUCUGAAUUGCCAAUCACCGUGUUAGUCAAUAAUGUCGGACAAUCCCAUUCUAUCCCAGUUCCAUUCCUUGAAACAGAUGAGAAGGAAUUGAAUGAUAUUAUCACCAUUAACAACACUGCUACAUUAAAAAUCACUCAGGUUGUUGCUCCAUUGAUUGUGUCUACUAUCAAGAAAGAAAAGAAGAAGGUUAGAGGUUUGAUCUUAACCAUGGGCUCUUUUGGUGGAUUAUUGCCUACUCCUUAUUUGGCUACCUAUUCUGGAUCUAAGGCAUUCUUACAAGCAUGGUCCAAUGCUCUUGCUGGAGAAUUGAAACCUCAAGGUGUAGAUGUUGAAUUGGUUAUUUCCUAUUUGGUUACCUCGGCCAUGUCCAAGAUUAGACGUACUUCAGCCACAAUUCCAAACCCAAAGCAAUUCGUUGCUGCCACUUUGCGUGGAGUAGGACGUCGUAACGGUGCUCAAGAAAGGUUUGCCACCAACACACCAUAUUGGUCUCAUGCAAUUAUGCAUUUUGCAAUUGCCAAUACUGUGGGUGUUUAUUCCAAGGUUGCAAAUUCUCUCAACUUCAGUAUGCACCAAGCUAUUCGUAAAAGAGCGCUCAAAAAGGCAGAAAGAUUGGCAGCUGAAAAGAAGGACUAAGCUGUGGUUGUGAUGUGUAUGUACUUGUUUAUAUUAAUUUGCUUGAUAUUAUAGCAUAAGUAUGAUGAAUCCUUGCCAGUU